Messenger RNA from Nicotiana attenuata, 1478 nucleotides. Its product is annotated as probable inactive purple acid phosphatase 16. The transcript is spliced from 5 exons. Gene Ontology annotation, cellular component: cytoplasm. Gene Ontology annotation, molecular function: hydrolase activity, acting on ester bonds. NCBI's taxonomy places the organism in Eukaryota, Viridiplantae, Streptophyta, Magnoliopsida, Solanales, Solanaceae. Bases 107 to 1213 code for a protein of 368 amino acids. The record is from RefSeq and is a predicted model, not a curated record.
GUAAUAAUUUAAAUCGAAACUAGUGAAAGGUAUUUACAAUAUCAUUCCACCUAUAAUUAUAUCUCUUGUAACUAACGGCUAAUUAUCAAUUCCUUGCACACUUCCGAUGAUAUCCAUCGUCUUCUUAAUCUCUCUGAUUCUCCGAUUAAUCCUGACCGUCGAUUCAGAUAAUACUACUCUACAUGUACAGCCGGGUUCUUCAUCGUUUAAGAUUGUUCUUUUUGCUGACUUGCAUUUUGGAGAGGACGCGUGGACGGAUUGGGGCCCACGUCAAGAUGUGAACUCCAUUAAAGUUAUGUCUACUGUGCUUGAUCAAGAACACCCAGACUUUGUAGUUUAUCUUGGCGAUAUCGUUACAGCCAACAAUAUACCAAUAAAAAAUGCAAGUUUAUAUUGGGAUCAAGCUAUCUCUCCAACCAGAGAUAGGGAAAUUCCAUGGGCUAGUGUGUUUGGAAACCAUGAUGAUAUGUACUUUGAGUGGCCAAUGGAGUGGUUUUCAUCCACUGGCAUUCCUCCUCUUCAUUGUCGAGUGAACGUUUCCCGCCCUCCUGAAUCUGAAGGUGAUUGCAGCUUCAAGGGCACAACGCGUUCGGAGCUGAUGAUGAAUGAACUGGAGAUGAACAAAUUAUCUUACUCGAAAUUCGCUCCUAAAGAUUUGUGGCCAAGUGUUUCCAACUAUGUCCUUAAACUUUCAUCUGCAAAUAACCCUGAAUCAUUCAUAGCAUACAUUUACUUCUUAGAUUCUGGCGGUGGUUCAUACCCUGAGGUUAUAUCAAGUGCCCAAGCGGAAUGGUUCAAUCGCACAUCUCAAGAGAUCAAUCCUAACUCAAGGGUGCCUGAGAUAAUAUUUUGGCAUAUACCAAGCCAGGCUUAUGAGGAGGUUGCUCCAAGGUCUGACGCACACGGGAAUUGUAUUGGAUCGCUGUUUACUGAGGAAGUCGCUGCUCAAGGAGCUGAAAUGGGGAUAAUGGAGCUUCUUGAAGGAAGGUCUUCUGUGAAGGCUGUGUUUGUAGGUCAUAACCAUGGAUUGGACUGGUGUUGCCCAUACAAAAAGCUGUGGUUGUGCUACGCUCGCCACUCGGGUUAUGGAGGGUAUGGGAACUGGCCAAGAGGAGCUAGGAUUUUGGAGAUAACACAGCAACCAUUUUCUUUAAAGUCAUGGAUUCGAAUGGAAGAUGGUCAUGUGCACAGUGAAGUCCUCUUGAGUUCUUGAUAUUUGUAAGGCUGCAUAGAAUAGACCCCUGUGGUCCGGCCCUUUCCCAGAUCCCGCGCAUAGCGGGAGCUUAGCGCACCGGGCUGCCCUUUUUUUUAACUUACAAGAUCACAUAUCAAGUACUAGGUUAUGUACAAGAAAAGAAGGCUGUGAGGAGCUGCAUUCAUGUCAUAUGAUUGCUAUUAGUUAGAGCAACAUGACAUUGUAAUGUACCUUACAGGUAUGAUAUGAAAUGAAGUUAAUUCCAUUAUUUGUAUUUAACUUU